Molecule: messenger RNA, 1327 nt
Organism: Danio rerio (zebrafish)
Lineage: Eukaryota; Metazoa; Chordata; Actinopteri; Cypriniformes; Danionidae
Source: RefSeq, a predicted model, not a curated record
GUAAGUAACAAUAAUAACUUGUAAGUCUCACUUUUUUAUUUAUUUUUUGAGCAAUUUAAUACUAAAGCAUUAAAUCCUUCUUGUGCUGUGUAAGUUGGACCGAGUGGUAAACUAUAACUAAACUAUAGGUCAACAAUGCAUACUUCUUCCUUUACAUUAUUUUUCCCCGUCCCCAUCUUCUUUUGUAUUCAAAACAGCAACCCAAAAAGUUUUUCAGCAUUUAGAUUUUUUUGUGUGAAAUACCCAUGUGUACUCAAGUUCUGCUCGUUUCUUCUGCAUUGCUUUGUAAAUCAUGAGUAGCCAAUGGGUGUGGUGUUUACCUGGAGGUCAGCUACGUAAUCAUUCACUGCUCUUUAUAAUCUGUGUAAGUUUAUCGUUCAGUGCUGUGGAAGUGUGUCUGCAGGUCUGCAAUCAUCAAACUUCAAUCUAAAGUAUCUCAACCCGGAGUUUAGAAGAGACCAAACUGACAACUUGAUAAGCUGAGCCUGCAUCAUGGAUCUUAACGGAGAGACCGUGGCUAGAGCAGAACUACUCAAAUAUGCCUGUGAUCUCACUCUUGAUCCCAACACGGCAAACGAUAAUUUAAUUCUUCUAGACGACAAUAAAAAGUUGGAGUGUGCUUCAGAGCCAAUGUCUUAUCCCGAUCACCCAGACAGAUUUACCGGCCUCCCGCAGGUUCUGUGUAAGGAGCGUCUGUCUGGACGCUGCUACUGGGAGGCCGAGUGGAAGGGGCAGGGUGACAUAGUGGUGUGCUAUGAAGGAAUCGGCAGGAAAGGAGAAAGUUCUGACUGUCGAUUUGGAGCCAAUGACAAAUCCUGGAUCAUGAGCUGCUUUAUUGGAGAGAAACUGAUUGCCUGGCAUAAUUGUAUAGAAGGGUUAAUUCCUCUCCCAACAACUCCCCAUAACAGAAUUGGGGUGUUUCUGGAUGAGCCGGCUGGCGUUUUGUCCUUCUUCAGCAUCCCUGAUGAAAACACACUCAAUCACUUGUACACAUUCAACACUGCAUUCACUCAACCCCUCUGUGCCGGAUUUGUGCUUUAUACUGAGUCAGUGACUCUGUGUUAUCUUAAGUAAAAGAGUCAAAACGAUUGUUCUUUCUUUCACCCCCACACAAGCCUCUUAAUAUUUUAAGCACACAUGAAACACACAAUGAAAUUAAACAACUAUAAAAAUAUCACACUGUGAAACCCACAAUAUUAAGAUGCUCAAACCAUUUAAGGAAACCGUUUGCAACAAACCCUUUAAGUUCAAAAUCUAAUGCUAAUGUGUACUGUGAACUUAAUCCAUUUGUGUAAACGAAGCAAUUAGUACUGUGAACUUACUGUUA